AUCAACACAAUUGCAACUUUCGCUACUCGGUACAUUCCUGACACAUCUCUCCAAUAAUGAGACCAUGAUAUUCUCGUCCACACCAAGAUGAACAAGUUCUCUGCGGACUAUUCGUCCAGCAUCAAUUCCACGCCUGGCAGAACUCCCGCGACUCGAGGCUCGAAUUUUCUCUCCUCCAACCCUCCUCAACUGGCGAGCACCACUCCCAUCGCUCCUCCUCCCUCUCAGAUCUUCGGCAGCUCUACCUUUGGCACUGGCGUCAGUAAACUCCAGCUCUCCAAGCCCACACAGUCUCCUCCUACUCGAUCGUCCCCAAACUCCAACAAUCUUCAGCGGCCGAAGAAUGGCGCUCAAGAAUAUGUGUCAAGAGGCAGACAGGCCGACUAUCACAAUGAGGAAGAAGAAGACGACCAAGACAUGGAUGAAGACGACUAUGAGGAUGAACCAAGCCAAUUCCAGCGGAGCCGUGGCUUUCGAUCCCUCGACAAACGGCAGCCCGCCUCCCUCAUGAAAUUCAGUACCAUGAGCACAAGAGACUCUAGGAUUUCUCAACCACGUAAAUCUUUCCGCAACUCAACGAGGCUUUCUGCGCUCCCGCACAAGGGAAACGAUACAGUGGUGCUCAAUCUCGCCAGAGACAUGGGAGCCAGGGCGCGACCAGCUUCUAUCACCGAGCCAGACGAAGUGAUCCUUGAGACCGAGCAGCUCCUCCGAGAGCUGGAUGAACAAUCUCAGUACCUCAAAGACAGCGCAAACAUGCUCGAGGCCGUCGCCGAAUAUGUUUACAGUCUGAUUAAGGAAUGGCAGCGGUUUGUCGAGCCGGAUCGACCUUCGCUUGAUAGUAACGACAUUGGUCCUCAGCCUACUGCUCCCGCUUUCGCUAAAGCCAACUAUCUCGCCUCUCUCCUCCUCGUCCUUCGCCAUCCCCCACCAUCUCCGGAUAACAUAAUCAUCCCAACGCCGCGGGUCCUUCUUGACUGGCUUGACAACUACCACGUCUCGUAUGACCAAAUGUACAGAGCAGUCGCCUCUGCGCGACCCAACUGUACUUCACACGAGCUCUUCUGGGACGCGGUUCAGAGUCUGACAUUGCGAGGCAAACUGCAGCAGGUGAUGCAACUUUUCGCAGAUGCGGACUUCAAGUAUGCAGCUUCAGCUGUCGACGACGGAGCAGAGAGCGUUGGUUAUAAAGGUGCCCAGCUCCAGACAGUACAGAGCGUCAUCUACCGAGCUCGGAUUCUACUCAAUUCCUGUCCAGCCAUUCAGUCAGGCGACUGGAAUGUUGCCGGUCCUGAUUGGGAUGUCUUUCGCACCGCUGUCGAGGCUGCACUGGACAAUUUGACUGAUGAGGUCACCGGUCAGGAUGAAGACGAGCCUUCCUUCGAGGCUGAGAAUUUUGGAUUGCGCAGGCCCGAAAUGAGUCUGCUUGGAAGGGUGGGCCAAAAGUCAACAUCAACUCUUCCUUGGACCAUUUUCCAGAACCUCAAAAUCCUCUAUAGCAUACUUCUGGGCAGUGCCGAAGAGAUUGCCGCCCAAUCACAAGACUGGCUCGAGGCUGCCACCUCUCUGACCAUAUGGUGGGAUGGCACCGCAGAUGCUGCUGCGGUUGCGCAGUGGAGUUUCGACGUGAGUCGGGCUAAUAACUUGACUAAACAAGACGAAGACUUCAAUCCUUACCUUGGACGGCUAAGAGAUGCGUUCCUCAGUGUUACGGAUCCCAAUGAUAAAAAUUCCUUCCAAAUCAAUGCAAUGUCCCCGGUCGAUGUAGGCCUCGGAUGCAUCUUGCAGGGAAGUACUCAAGGCACCUUGACUGUUCUCCGCACUCUGUCUCAGUGCAUUGCUUCAUCCGUGGCAGAAAUCGGAGCCAAAGCGGGCUGGCUGGAAGACGAGACACACGCUCGACCUACAGGAUUGAGCGAAGAAGAUCUGAUGGUCCUCAGCUAUGGCGCUCCCAAGCAAGGUAUCUCCAAAGACGAUUUGUUAUUAUCAUAUGCCGAGCGACUUUUCGACAAAGCCACCCUGCAUCUUCCUGACGGCUCCUCAGUGGAAGGCUGGGAAGUUUCCAUAUCUAUUGUUACGCGCCUUGACGAUCGCGAGGCGAUGCACACUGCCGUGAGCAAUUUCCUCGAGCAACUCCAAGUCACUACCCAAGAUCGAACGGAGAAACUCACGAACCUUUGCUCGGAUCUAGGAUUGCAGGAUGAAGCGAGAAAGGUCUCUGAUAGGUUCGGAGACUACCUCGUGAAUAACACAGAGGAGUAUGGUACUGCCUUGCUAUGCUAUGCGAGAAGUCACGCAAGCCACAAAAUAAGGCAAUUGAUAGAUGUGUUGGUCAGCUAUUCGCUGGUGCAGUCAAGGGCAUAUCCUCCUGGGAAUGAAAUAGAUGAUGGACUACGGAGUCUAGUGGGAAAUCCCAAGACUGCGCUCGUCGACAUUGCCGAUGUCGAUCCUGAGGCUGCUGAGAUGCUGCAGUUCUACCUCGUCGGGUACGCUUGUUUACGAAGGUUUUAUACCUUACGCGACGAAGAAUCUGGCGAUGGAAGAGCGACUACUUCUCGGCCUCUCGCGCGCAGGAGGGCAGCUGCGAGAGCGCUCGUGGCGGCGAUCAAUUCCGCUGCGGAUUCUAUUUAUGGCGGCUUAUACGAUCCCCAGAGACAAAGUGCUAUCCAAGUCGACGGGCUGUUGACGCUUUUGGGUGAGGCUACCGCACUUCUCACGAAAAGCUAUGGCGUUAGCGUGUCCGCCCACCAGGCAGGGACGAGAAAUGGCGGGGAAAAGAAGAGAAUAUUUACGACUGAACAAAUCUAUGCUUUACUAGGGGCAAUCGAGGAUCUCUCUACCGUAUCCGAGCGGGUGUAUGGCGCGACAGAGGAGUGCCUUUCCGCUUCACUCCGAGAGUACCACGGGUCAAGGCCGCCAAGUCCGAGGGCGGUGCUGAAAAAGUCCAUGAGCAGCGGAAGUGGGAGUGGUUUCUCUUACUCAAUUAUGGGGAGCGAGAUGCUGGGCAGGAGCAUGAUUACCGACAUGACGAGUGCGAGUGGUAGUGGAGUUUUAGUGGGCGGGACAAAAGGGCAGAAGGCGAGACCUAGGGAGACGGACGCACAAACGGAGAGGGGAUGGGAUUGGAGAGACCAGUUUUCAGGUGAAGAUGUGCGUGGACAGGAUAUUGUCAGGGUGCUGCGGAUGGGGUUGGCGGAGGAGUUGAGCCUGGCCGAGCUGGACGAAGGCGUUGCGCUUUGAAGGGCCUGUUGCUGUGCAUAUGCAAUCUGCUCAUGUUGUCUUCAUUCAGGGCAGCGAGACUCCCGUGGUGCCGUCUGCCCCUUGGGAAACUGUACGAGUAUGGGACGGGGACGAAAGAGAGAGAGAGAGAGAUAGAGGGAGGGAGAGCGCCAUCUUGUGCCAUGGCACGUUGAGGCAUCCUCUCGCACAUCCUGAUCUCAGGGCAAGAUGCCAUGUGCAGGAGUUUGCAUCCUGAUCCAAUGUACGAGUGAAAAUGAGACCAGGCUUUCUUCGACUUGAUCAACCGUCACUGUACAAACUGACAUACCUUGGCCAAUUCACCGAAGUAGAAUGCGCCUCCCACGGCGUUCCGUGUGCG
Cladophialophora immunda is the source of this 3598-nucleotide messenger RNA. RefSeq lists its product as uncharacterized. The transcript has a single exon. Bases 88 to 3240 code for a protein of 1050 amino acids. The record is from RefSeq and is a predicted model, not a curated record. Gene Ontology annotation, biological process: mRNA export from nucleus; protein import into nucleus; positive regulation of DNA-templated transcription. Lineage: Eukaryota; Fungi; Ascomycota; Eurotiomycetes; Chaetothyriales; Herpotrichiellaceae. Gene Ontology annotation, molecular function: structural constituent of nuclear pore. Gene Ontology annotation, cellular component: nuclear pore outer ring.